Messenger RNA from Teleopsis dalmanni, 1625 nucleotides. RefSeq names its product tRNA-dihydrouridine(20) synthase [NAD(P)+]-like. Gene Ontology annotation, cellular component: cytoplasm. The record is from RefSeq and is a predicted model, not a curated record. Bases 28 to 1419 code for a protein of 463 amino acids. The transcript has 8 exons. NCBI's taxonomy places the organism in Eukaryota, Metazoa, Arthropoda, Insecta, Diptera, Diopsidae. Gene Ontology annotation, biological process: tRNA dihydrouridine synthesis. Gene Ontology annotation, molecular function: tRNA binding; tRNA dihydrouridine synthase activity.
UUAAUUUAUUGAAUUUAUUUUUUUAAAAUGACUGUGGAAACUGAAAAACAAUUAAAUUACAAAAAUAAAGUAAUACUAGCUCCAAUGGUGCGGUUUGGUACAUUACCAAUGCGUUUACUGGCACUAGAGUUUGGCGCCGAAAUAGUUUACACAGAGGAAUUAAUAGAUUUAAAAUUAAUUAAGAGCAAGAGAAGAUUUAAUUCUGCAUUGGAUACCAUAGAUUUCGUUGAUCCAUCUGACGGCACCAUUGUGUUUCGCACAUGUGAGAAAGAGCGGAGCAAAGUAGUUUUGCAACUCGGCACUAGUAAUGCGCAACGGGCUUUAUCAGUGGGAAAGCUGAUCCAAAAUGAUAUAGCUGGCAUUGAUAUUAAUAUGGGUUGUCCUAAGGAAUUUUCAAUAAAAGGCGGUAUGGGAGUGGCAUUACUUGCAGCACCUGAGAAAGCUGCCAAUAUAUUACGUACACUCUGUGAAAACUUAAAUAUUCCUGUCACAUGUAAGAUAAGAAUUCUUCCAAAUUUAGAGGAUACUAUAAAGCUGGUGCAAAGAUUUGCUGCUACUGGCAUUGCAGCAAUUGCUAUACAUGCUAGAACACGUGAUGAACGGCCACAACAUGAACCGCAUCCGGAUUUUAUAAGGGAAAUCGCUAAAUGUGUGAAUAUACCUGUAAUUGCUAAUGGUGGAUCUAGAGACAUUCAAAAAUAUGCCGAUAUAUUCAAAUUUAAAGAGCUUUGUGGUGCUAAUAGCGUUAUGAUAGCACGAGCGGCACAGUUAAAUAUUUCCAUAUUCAGAAAAGAAGGUCUGCUACCAAUCGAUGAUGUAAUUUAUAGGUACUUAAAACUAAGUGUUGAUUACGAUAAUGCAGCGCACAAUAGCAAAUACUGUGUACAAAAUAUAUUAAAAGAACUACAAGAAACUCCACGUGGUAAAAAAUUCCUCCAAUGCCAAACUCUGCAGCAAAUAUGUGAAAUAUGGAAUCUUGGUGAAUAUUGCUAUACAAAGCAAUUAGAGUUUAAAGAGAAAGGAAAUUUCGGAAGACGUGAAGUAGCUCCCGGGCAUAUACCCGAUGUUGAAGGCCCAGACUUAAAACGUCAAAAAUUGGAAGUACCCGAAUUGCCAAAAGAUGUUAUUGAGUGCAAUAUAGCAUUCCUACGUUCAAACUACACAGCUGACACGCAACUACCAAAAACAAUGCUAUAUACUUUCUCUUGUCAACAACAGAAACAGAAACCCAUUUAUGAGACACAAGGUAUCGAUAAAUUGUUCCGUGCAAUUUGUGCUUAUGAUGGAAAAAAAUACACCAGCAGCUUUUGGGAAAAGAACAAAAAGCAAGCAGAACAAGGUGCAGCUUUGGUGUGCCUAUUAAAUAUUGGUGUAGUAAGUGAAGACAGCUUAAUAAGGAAUGGCAGCAUACUAAGAUGAUAUACGUAAGGAAAAGUUCAUAUUUAUUAAGCUCUUAAUAAGAAGUUAAGUUUAUUACCUUUUUGCCACGGUUUCUCACAAAAGCGUUAGGUAAAUCUAACUUCAAAUAGAAUAAUUAACAGCAGUACAUUACAAUUUAUUAUAUGGAUUAAAAUUAUAAAUAAAUUUUUAAAGAAAAAUUUCUUACUAUGAACAAUCUAAUCAUU